UAACAAGAAAUUUUGUAGUUUUGUUUUGACUUUUGUGCCCUCAUCUGGAAAGCACCGGUAGCAAAUUGAGGAGGAGCAAAAGGCAAAGGAAAGAGUAAUGUCGGGGGUUACGGGCGGCUGAUGGGCAUUUCUGGAUAUCCAAGUCCUAUCUGCCGAAUCCCCAGAAUAUAUUGACAGACAGAGCAUUUGAUUAAACUAUGAAUGAUAUUCUCCUACACGCCAUUCACCUACCGCUUCCUUGCUACUCAUCUUCAGAGUUUUAGUUAGCCAAACUGUAAAAUGGACUAUGAGGAUCCCACUGCAGUUAGAAAACUUCAGAAGGCUGGUCGUGAAAAACAACGAAGGUGUCGGUUGAAUGAGCAGUUCAUUGAAUUGGGAAACACACUUGAUUCUGAUAGGCCAAAGAAUGACAAAGCAACCAUAUUAAGUGACACAGUUCAGUUACUCAAAGAUUUGACAGCUGAAGUCGACAAACUUAAAGCCGAACAUGCAGCCUUGAGCGAUGAAUCUCGUGAGUUGACCCAAGAGAAGAACGAUCUUAGGGAAGAGAAGACAGCAUUAAAAUCAGAUAUUGAUAGACUUGGUGCACAAUGUCAGCAGAGAGUUGGUCCUGCAGCUGCUUAUCCAUGGGUUGCUAUGGAUUCAGUUCUUCAACAUCCACCUUCUUAUCCAUAUCCUAUGCCAAUUCCUGGACCAAUCCCAAUGCAUCAUAUGUCUAUGCAGCCGUACCCAUUCUUUGGCAGUCCAAACCCCGGAAUGUAUGCCAAUCCAUGCUCUACUUUUAUUCCUUACAUGGCCCCGAAUCCUCCACCUGAACACCCAUCAACCCAAGAUGUUUCUCCUCCCUUGCAGCCAGGUAGUAGAACCCAAGUUUCAGCUAGACAAGGCAUUGGAACUUCUUCGGAUAAGCAUGAGAGACAAGUUAACAGAAAUGAAAACUCCUCUGAUGUCCCAACAAACCUCGAGCUCAAAACUCCAGGAUCGACUACUGACGAGAAUACAUCAUCACGAGAUAAGAGCCGUAAGAGAAGCAUUGCAGCAGACGGGAGUUCUUUGAGUAGAUGUUCGUCUCAUAGUGUACAGGAUAGCUCAUCAAGUAGCAUAGUCGGCGGUGGUGGUGGUAAAGGUAAUGACUGAUGGCCACGAGUAAUUUGACUGUUAUAGGAAUUCCACACCAUUUUAUUUGUAACUCGGAUCUCAGUCUGCCUAACACUGUCAUACUGGAGUAUCAGCCCGCGCUAUGAUUAUUUGAUUUCUUAAUUCACUUCCGGAGAUGGAUCAUAUCAUUACAAACUACUGUUGUAGCAACCUAGUAUUCACUACACACUUUGGUCUGUGACUUCAAUUUAUAGUUCUGGAGUUUGUACAUGUUGCAGCUCAGUUCAGCAGCUGUUCAAAUGUUCUGUACAAUAUGUGCUGGUUAUACAAAGGCGGUCGCCAAUUUAAAUUUCCUGAAA
Spinacia oleracea (spinach) is the source of this 1457-nucleotide messenger RNA. Its product is annotated as transcription factor bHLH121. Bases 280 to 1137 code for a protein of 285 amino acids. Gene Ontology annotation, molecular function: DNA-binding transcription factor activity; protein dimerization activity. The record is from RefSeq and is a predicted model, not a curated record. Gene Ontology annotation, biological process: intracellular iron ion homeostasis. The transcript is spliced from 5 exons. Lineage: Eukaryota; Viridiplantae; Streptophyta; Magnoliopsida; Caryophyllales; Amaranthaceae.